This is a messenger RNA of Fulvia fulva, 447 nucleotides long. RefSeq lists its product as uncharacterized. NCBI's taxonomy places the organism in Eukaryota, Fungi, Ascomycota, Dothideomycetes, Mycosphaerellales, Mycosphaerellaceae. The transcript is spliced from 2 exons. The coding region runs from base 1 to 447 and encodes 148 amino acids. The record is from RefSeq and is a predicted model, not a curated record.
AUGGUCCUAAUAACAACCUCAAUCGAAAUCGCCGCACCUCCCUCCCGGGUGAGAGAAGUCUUCAACGACUUCGCCUCAUGGCCCACCUGGACGACCGGCAUGAUCAAAGCCGUCUCCUCGCACAAAUCCGGCACGGAAGUAAAAGUCGGCGACACCCUCGAAGUCGUGCUCGAAGGCAUGACAAUCGAGCCCACUCUCCUCGUCAACUCCGGCUCCAAGUUCGAAUGGCGAGGCAGUGCAUUGGGGUUGUUUAUGGGAGAUCACGGGUUCACGUUCAAGGGGAGUGAGAUUACGGCGGGAGGUACGACGUUUGUGCACGAGGAGAAUUUUUAUAGAUUGUUGGGAUUGAUGAUGAUGUUGCCGUUGGGGUUUCAUGGAAGUACGAAGAAGGGGUUUGAGAAGUUUAAUGAUGAUUUGAAGAGGAGAGUGGAGGGGGAGGGGAAGUAG